GUGGGAUUAAACAAGUGAGCCACUGAUACAGCUCCUGCAAUAGAUCUUCAAAUGUCCCUCCUGUCUUGUGAAACUCUCCCUUUGAUUACUGUUUCUGCCUUUCCUCUGGUUCCCCGUUGACUCUUCUGGAAUGUUCUCCUGUGCACAUCUCGGUGCAAGUAUUUGUGGAAAUGUACAUUUUUAGUCAGAUCACUUGAAUCACAGUGUUCGUUUUCAUUCCAUUUACUGCAUAAUGAGUGAUUAUUGUGGGCUUCUCUUUCCCUCAGUGUCUCCAUGUGGGGCUACCGGGUGGCCCAGAGUUUGGUCUUUGCCAUUGAGGAGAUUAAUAGGAGUGCUCACUUGUUGCCCAAUUUGACACUGGGCUUCUCCAUUCGGAACUCUGGGGACUCAGUGCAUGGAGCCCUCUAUGAGACAAUGGGCUUCCUCACAGGGCAGGGGGAGCCCAUCCCCAACUACACAUGCCAGCAUGGCUCUCCUCAGGCUGCCUUGGUUGGGGACACACGGUCAUCACUGUCUGUCUCCAUGGCGAGACUUCUGGGGCUGUACAAGUUUCCCCAGGUCAGUUACUCAUCUUCGCUACCCAGCCUGAGUGACAAGAUCCAGUUUCCCUCCUUCAUUCGGACCCUGACUAGUGACCUCACAUCCUCCCACGCAGUUACCCAGCUGAUAAUUCACUUUCAGUGGUCCUGGGUGAUCAUUCUGGCCCAAGAUGAUGACUUUGGGCAGCAGGCCAGCUCUCUGGCCACUCAGCAGCUGAGUGUAGCUGGUGUGUGCAUUGAGUCUCACCUCCAUGUCCCUUCCCAUCAGUCCUUGGGGAAGAUUGAAGAGACUGUCCAGAAGAUGCAAAAAUGUACAGCCAGAGUUGUUCUUGUUUUCUUAAGCAAUUCAAAUUUUCAGCUCAUUUUGAAUGGCUUACUGGCUGUCUCUAUCUCAGGCCAGGUAUGGGUCAGCAAGGACACUCUGCAUAUGGUACUUGCUCUGACCAUUCCAGGCAUUUCCCAGGUGUUGCAAGGUUCAUUUGGUCUUUUGUAUCAUAGCAGUAGAGCAAUUGGUUUCCCAGAGUUCCUUGCUCACCUGCGCCCCAGCCAGACCCCAGAAGACAUGUUUAUAAAGAGGUUCUGGGAGUUCACCUUUGAUUGUACAUGGCCCAACCAGAACAGCACAGUAACAGAGGGUGUCCAGUUCUGCACAGGGAAUGAGAGUCUGAAAAACAAGCCACAUGCAUUCCCAGAAGUGAGUAAAAUUGAUGCUGCUUACACAGCUGUCUACAGCAUUGCUCAUGCCCUGCACAAUAUGCUAGCCUGUGAGCACCAGGAGAGGAAAGGUACAAACUUCCACAACUUCCAACCCUGGCAGCUGCUCCAUGCCCUCAAAAAGGUACACUUCAAGACUCCGGAUGGAAUCAAGAUUAUGUUUGAUGCCAAUGGAGAUUUGGUGACAAAAUUUGACAUUUUCCAAGGGCGGAAGACUCUCGUAGGUUUAUUCCACUUGGUCCAUGUAGGCUUGAUAGAUCCUCAAGAGUCUUCAGGGAACAAAAUGAAGGUUCUGUUGAAGAAGGAUCUCCAAGUGCCCACCUCCAUCUGCAGUGAAAGCUGCCUUCCAGGGUUCAGCCAGGUACCCCAACUGGGAGCCCCCCACUGCUGUUUUGAUUGCAGCCCAUGCCCUGAGGGACAGUUUGCAGACCAAAGAGACAUGAAGAGAUGCCGUCUGUGCCCCAAGGAGCAGUACUCGAGCCAUACCAGAGACCAUUGCCUGCCCAGGACAGAGAUCUUCCUGGCCUUUGAGGAACCAUUAGGUUUCCUGGCAGGGGGUACCUUCUCUGUGGCUUUUCUGGCUAGGGGCCUACCAGAUGUUUUCAAUGAGACCAAGUUCCUCACCUUCAGCAUGCUGCUCUUUUGCAGUGUCUGGACAGCCUUCCUGCCCCUGUACCACAGUGCCCGGGGCAAGUCCACUGUGGCUGUAGAGAUCUUCUCCAUCCUGGCCUCCACUGCUGGGCUUCUGGGUGGCAUCUUUAUCCCCAAGUGCUACAUCAUCUUGCUGAAACCCGAGAAGAACACCCUUGCCUGGCUAAGGCAAGGCCACCAGCUGGAUUAUGUUGUAAAGCAAGCUCAGCAGGCAGUCCACCCCUACAGGAAACUACAGGUGCAGCAAGGUAGAAGACUUCCACCUAGGUCUGAAGACUCCACCCUAAGUGGGCUAGGUCAGCAGAAGAUGACUGUGGCAAACAAUUAGGGUCUGUUUAGCCUUCUCAAGGCUGGGGGAAGGGCACAGUCAACUGCUGAAACAUGUUAUUUACUUUAUUAAAGAUCCUAUACAUAAAUAAACCCAUGU
Molecule: messenger RNA, 2331 nt
Organism: Mastomys coucha (southern multimammate mouse)
Lineage: Eukaryota; Metazoa; Chordata; Mammalia; Rodentia; Muridae
Product: extracellular calcium-sensing receptor
Exons: 7
Coding region: 274-2232 (652 amino acids)
Biological process (GO): G protein-coupled receptor signaling pathway
Cellular component (GO): membrane
Molecular function (GO): G protein-coupled receptor activity
Source: RefSeq, a predicted model, not a curated record